GGGAGUGAGUAGGCCGUUCAAUGUUGCGAAAGUGUUUACGCUUGUUGAUUGUCCUGUUCAGUGUGUUUGUAAUUGGAAUUUAAGAACGCAUUUUGUGUUAUUUAUGCGUUGUAUUUGAAUUGUAGCUGCGAGAGUUGCCAGAAUUAUUUAUUUCUUUGGACAACCCGUUUUAGUAUGUCUGAAACAGUUGAUUACGUUAAAAGUUUGUCCGAUGAUGAGUUGUACAACGAGCUUAGGGAGCGUGGAUUUCCAGCAGGGCCUGUUGUUGCGUCCACUAGAAGUUUGUACAAACGUAAGCUUACUCAAAUACUGGAAGGCUUCCUUGUUGCUGAUAAGCAAACACCAUCGCAGCAAAAUGAUGUUGGAGAAGGGUUGACUCAGCCUAAGCAAGUGAAUGAAAAACCCUCAUUCCGUCAUGACAGUAAAUCAGGAGACACCAGAGUAAGAACAAGUCCAUCAUACAGUCAUGGUGAUGAGCGUUUAGAAAAAUCAAGCUCAUCUCUGUCUAACACACAUACAUUUCAAAGAGCAGAAAGGAGAUAUGAUGGGGUGAGUCCACAAUCCCCAAGGAGCAGUUCAUAUCUCAAUACAGUGAGAGGUUUAAAGAAUAAUGACAUUGAUAAGCCAAGUCCAUCUUGGAUGUCAGUAGAUUCGGCACUUGCACAACCAGCAACUUCAUCUCCGUGGAAGACAUAUGGAUCUUCCAAAGAUGAUCCCCAUAGAAAACCGGAUUUCGGAAUACCACGGCGUACUACAUUUUCACAAGAAACUGAAGAAAGUCCAGGAUAUUCCGCAAGACAGAGGUGGUCUUCUUCAGAUGCCUCUCCAGCUGCUCGGCAAGAGAUGGCUUCUCGGUACAGAUUUCCGGGAUAUUCGGACGGAAAAUCUUCUGUGUUGAACAGGUAUAAUCCAGAAAGGCAGAGAAAACAGUCUCGCAGUUUGACAGUGCGAGUUACUUUAUUCAUAACCCUAGUCUUAGCUGCCGUUGCGCUAGCUUACAUGUUAUACAGAGCAUGGUAUGAAAAUGAUCCUUACCAACAGAUAGAACAGGAUGUGAUGAAAAUCAUUGAAGGUAGCAAAUCGAAGGACAGUCGGAAAUAGAAUGCGGCUAAGCAUCCAACUUCAUAUCAGAUAUCUGAACACAUGAACACAUGUGUGAGACUGUAUUCUGUAAAUUGAUUAUUGAAGAAGAGGGAGAUUAUGUUCUGUAGUUGAAACAAAACGUGCUAAUAAAAAAUUCAUUCUCUUUCUUACAUGUAAUAAAACUAAUGGGAGACAGGAAAUAUGCAAUAGAAAGUGAAAUUUCCGUGCUCACUGCACGGUGUUAAAAUUUUGUUGAGGUCGGUGACCGUAUUAACCAGUUCUCAAAUUUACCCGAUAGAAUUCAAGAACUGUCGAGAAUAUAAAUCUUAAAACUAUACCAUAUUGUUUAGAGUGCCUUUAAGUCAAUUAUUGUUUAAUAUUAAAUAUAAGUAAUCCGUUAUUAAUUUAAAAGAUCCGAAGAAUGUUACUGAAUUGCAGUUUUUUGUGUUGCUAUGUACAUUUUAUGGUGGAGUGAUAUGCAAAAAUUGAGGAUGAAUUUAAUGUGCGCUUCUCAGUUUAGAUGAUGUGUGAAAAUAUUUGGGCACUUUCAGUUAAGUCAGUUGCAUCGUCUUCAAUACGUUGCUAAAUUUUCUGUCAACAUGCUUAUAUUUUACGAUGAUGUAUAUGUGAUCAUUACAUUUCAUUUCUGAGACGAAA
Zootermopsis nevadensis is the source of this 1740-nucleotide messenger RNA. The record is from RefSeq and is a predicted model, not a curated record. Lineage: Eukaryota; Metazoa; Arthropoda; Insecta; Blattodea; Termopsidae.